UAAAAAAGAAAAAAGAAUCAGAGAAUCUUAGAAGGUGACCUUUGAGAUUAUCUGGGGAAACUCUUGUAUUUCAGAAGAGGAAGAUGAAAACUGAGGACACUAACUUGCCCAAGCUCACACUGUUAGCGACUGUACUAGUCAAGGUGACUCUAGGGUAUGCUACAGUAAUAGUCAAACCCCAGUCUCUAGGGUGUAACCCAUAGAAGUUUAUUUCCUACUCACAAAAUGUCCUCUUUAAGUCCAGAGACUUCCCAGAGCAGCACCAUUCCAAACAAUGAUUCAGGGAUCCAGUCUGCUGUUGUGGGUUCUGCCAACUCAACUCAUACCUUCCAGGAAGAGAAAGUAUAGAGAACAUGUAUCACUUCUUCUCAUAACCCUUCAGCCAGAAUUAGACACAUGCCCUACCCUAACUACAAGAGAGGUUGGUUAAUGUAGUGGGAAGAAAGUGGACAUGAGAUAUUUAUGUGCUGUUUAUGAGCACUACAUUCUCUGUCAUAGUCCCAGAACUAGGAAUAUACUGAUCCCCGUAAUCCAGUCUUUUUUAUUACAGUUUAUGGGAAGUGGAGCCCACUUCAUGGAUUUGCUAGCACCUGUGUUCUAUCUUACUGUUACUGUGGACUUGGCAAGAGAACUGAAAACAGAUUUUCAGUCUUGAGAGAAACAACCCCAUUCAGAAACUACACAAACAGCACCAAACAUGCAGCUGGACACACAGUAGGUGUUCAAUAAAUGUUGGUUGACGGCUUAAGGCAAAGCAGAGAUGGAAGCUGGAUUUCAUUCAGACCCGGAGCAGGAGCUCCGCCCACAACGCACCGCCCCAGCCCCGGCGCCUUAAAACCCGGUGCACACCGCCCAGCCGCGCCCCGUCUGGCGCACCUCUUCUCUCCUUUGGACCUUCAGCUGCAGCCGCUCUCCCGGCCCUGGUCCCAGCACCAUGAGCUUCGGCUCGGAGCACUACCUGUGCGCCUCCUCCUACCGCAAGGUGUUUGGAGAUGGCUCUCGCCUAUCCUCGCGCCUCUCCAGCGCCGGUGGCGCGGGUAGCUUCCGCUCGCAGUCGCUGUCCCGCUGCAAUGUCGCCUCCUCGGCCGCCUGCUCCUCGGCCUCGUCGCUCGGCCUGGGCCUAGCCUACCGCCGGGCCCCGGCAUCCGACGGGCUGGACCUGAGUCAGGCGGCGGCGCGCACCAAUGAGUACAAGAUUAUCCGCACCAACGAGAAGGAGCAGCUGCAGGGCCUCAACGACCGCUUCGCUGUGUUCAUCGAGAAGGUGCACCAGCUGGAGACGCAGAACCGCGCGCUCGAGGCCGAACUGGCCGCGCUGCGACAGCGCCACGCCGAGCCGUCGCGCGUCGGCGAGCUCUUCCAGCGCGAGCUGCGCGACCUGCGCGCGCAGCUGGAGGAGGCGAGCUCGGCGCGCGCGCAGGCCCUGCUGGAGCGCGACGGGCUGGCCGAGGAGGUGCAGCGGCUUCGGGCGCGCUGCGAGGAAGAGAGCCGAGGGCGCGAAGGCGCGGAGCGCGCCCUGAAGGCGCAGCAGCGCGACGUGGACGGCGCCACGCUGGCCCGCCUGGACCUGGAGAAGAAGGUGGAGUCGCUGCUGGACGAGCUGGCCUUCGUGCGCCAGGUGCACGACGAGGAGGUGGCCGAGCUGCUGGCCACGCUGCAGGCGUCGUCGCAGGCCGCGGCCGAGGUGGACGUGGCUGUGGCCAAACCAGACCUGAGUUCGGCGUUGAGGGAGAUCCGCGCCCAGUAUGAGUCCCUGGCUGCCAAGAACCUCCAGUCAGCUGAGGAGUGGUACAAGUCCAAGUUUGCCAACCUGAACGAGCAGGCAGCGCGCAGCACCGAGGCCAUCCGGGCAAGCCGUGAGGAGAUUCACGAGUACCGGCGCCAGCUGCAGGCCCGCACCAUCGAGAUUGAGGGGCUGCGUGGGGCCAAUGAGUCCCUGGAGAGGCAGAUCCUGGAGCUGGAGGAGCGGCACAGUGCAGAGGUGGCUAGCUACCAGGAUAGCAUCGGGCAGCUGGAGAAUGAUCUGAGGAACACCAAGAGUGAGAUGGCUCGUCACCUUCGGGAAUACCAGGACUUGCUCAAUGUCAAAAUGGCUCUUGAUAUUGAGAUUGCUGCUUACAGGAAACUGCUGGAAGGCGAAGAGACACGUUUUAGCACCAGUGGAUUAAGCAUUUCAGGGCUGAAUCCACCUCCCAAUCCGGGUUAUCUGCUCCCACCUAGAAUCCUCAGUUCUACAACCUCCAAAGUCUCAUCCACUGGGCUGUCUCUUAAGAAAGAGGAGGAGGAGGAGGAAGAGGCUUCUAAGGUGGCCUCUAAGAAAACCUCCCAGAUAGGAGAAAGUUUUGAAGAAAUACUGGAGGAGACGGUCAUAUCUACUAAGAAAACCGAGAAAUUGAAUAUAGAAGAAAGUACCACUUCAAGCCAAAAAAUUUAAUUCUGUUGCUUUAAUAAGGUUAAUGCUUAAGAGGGGAUAAUAUGCAUUCGACUUGUUAAAGAGCCUAUUCCUGAACCAAAACACCUGUCACCACUAUAAAAUGUCUUCAAGGCUUCAGUCUCCUAUUUAGCAUUGAAUCCUUACUUUCUCUAAUAAGAAAAGCACCCCUUAGGUUGGAGCAAGCUGCAGUCCUAGCACAACCACAGAGGAGUUAUCUAAGAAUUCCGCUUUCUCACCUAAAGCUCAGGCUUCACAGCAUUAGAUGAUUCAGGUACAGAGGAAGUACAAAUCAAGGUGCUAAAUCUGUGAUCAUCGUCAUUUGCUGUGAAUUGAAAUUAAAACCUGUAUUUGCUCGCUAUACCCAGACAUUACCCCGCUAUAUAGUCUCACUCUAGGUACAUAAAACAUAAGAUCACUGCCAAAGGUAAACCAAUGGUCCACAUCCAACACCAUUCUGACAAAACUGCUUCACAAGUGAUAGGUGUUUGUUUAACGGACACUUCCUCCCACCUCUCACAAUUCCUUGUAUCCUUUCUUCCAUUCAGGAAAAAAAAAAAAAAAAAGAGGCUAGUGUAGUAUUCUUCCCCCUUAAACACAUUUAGGUUCUUCUCAAAAGAACUUACCCCCUUUAGCUCUCUCUGUUCAAUGGGUAAAAUUAGAUGCAUGUUGACCAUUUCUGUGAUUCGUGGAAUGACUUCUCCCUACCCAUUUCAUGUCCUUCCAAUUCUGUAAGGAAAAAAGAAAAAAGAAAAAAAAAAGCAGUGAUAAGUUUUAAGGGUCACCCCAACAAAUACAAUAAUGAAAGGAGUCCCUAGAUUUUAGGCUUUCAGCUUAUUCAAAUCCAUUUAAUUAGGGGAGAAAAAAGUACUUUAUUCUGAAUGUAGCUGUUCACUUUAACUUUAGAAACACACUAAUAGUGUCCCAAGCUGUGAUUAAGCUGACCUUAGAUUUAGUAGUAUAAGCUAGAAGAGGUGAGUAUUUGUGUGGAUGGGAAAAGCCAAGGUCUCAUUGCUCUGUGUCAGUUCAUUUGUGGUGAUCUAGAAUUAGCUUUCGUACCCUGACCCUUAGAACCCACUUAUCCCCUUUUCCACAGUCUAGGUCCUAACAAGGCCUUGCUUUUACUCUCCUAUGCCUUUUAAGAGCGCUAAGUGUAAUUAUAUUAUCCCCAGAAACAAUGCUACUGCCCAAAAGUAAAAGAAGUCACCUCUGGUCAAUCAACACCACUGGCAAACAUGAAAAAGAAAUCUUUCUCUUGUCUUAAUAAAAGAGUCCUGCCCAACAGUUUUCCCAUUGCUGCAUGGUUGGUGGGGUCUCCCUUCCCUACUGGAGAGGCAGCAACGCCCAGACUAGAGAAGGGGUACAUAUGCUCCUACUCACGUGCUAGGAAGUACAUUCUGGAGAGUCAGCUUUUCAUCUGCCCAACUGUGUAGCAGCCGCAUUGCCCAGUCUUCCACGUACAUGUGCCAAGUUUGAUGUCGGGUUAAUUCUCUGUCUGCAUUCACUUCCACCAGACCUAAAGAGUUGCCAGGUCUCUGUCACACAUCUCCAUUCACAACAGAUAGGGCGUGAUGCUUUUACUAAACUUUCUUAUCCUAGGACCUGCUGCAAUGGUUCAAGGAACUGGAAAGAUGCUUUCUCUUCUUCCUUUCCCUCACUCCAUCCCUGUCUUUACUCCUCAGACUUCCUGUAAAACAUUAGUAAGAUAAGAAUUAAAAGUCACACGAAUCCCACCAACAUAA
Messenger RNA from Lynx canadensis (Canada lynx), 4173 nucleotides. It is a transcript of the gene INA, whose product is annotated as internexin neuronal intermediate filament protein alpha. Gene Ontology annotation, cellular component: intermediate filament; cytoplasm; postsynaptic intermediate filament cytoskeleton. The record is from RefSeq and is a predicted model, not a curated record. Gene Ontology annotation, biological process: intermediate filament organization. Bases 935 to 2434 code for a protein of 499 amino acids. NCBI's taxonomy places the organism in Eukaryota, Metazoa, Chordata, Mammalia, Carnivora, Felidae. Gene Ontology annotation, molecular function: structural constituent of postsynaptic intermediate filament cytoskeleton. The transcript has 5 exons.